Messenger RNA from Salmo salar (Atlantic salmon), 829 nucleotides. The record is from RefSeq and is a predicted model, not a curated record. Lineage: Eukaryota; Metazoa; Chordata; Actinopteri; Salmoniformes; Salmonidae.
UUUAUGGAACUACUAAUACUUGUCAACCACAAAGCACUACUGCUGUUAGAAUAACAGAAUCACUGUCAUCAUCUGUCCUCACCACUGUGUUUUCCUCUCUGCUGUUUACAGCUGAACUCUCAGUCAGACUGGUGGAUGGGACCACUUCCUGUUCUGGGACAGUGGAAGUCUUCUACAGAGGAGAGUGGUUAGGUCUAUGUUCUAGGUGGUGGGGCAUGAAAGAGAUCAAGAUUUUGUGUAGAGAGCUGGGAUGUGGGAAUGUUGUAGCUAAAUCUAGAGGACCACCGUUUGAAGAUGGAAGAAGAGGAAUCAGCAUAUGGCUUUGUAGUGGAGAUGAGUCUUCUAUUACAGAGUGUAAAAAAAAUAGAAGGAGGAGCUGGUGUCUGUAAUGCUACAUAUGAGUAUCAUCUUCAUGUGACCUGUUCAGAGUCUGUGCGGCUUGUGGAUGGAGCUGGUCUCUGCUCUGGGAGAGUGGAGGUGAAGUCCAAUCAGUCCUGGGCCUCAGUGUGUGAAGCUGACUUUGACCGGCAGGAUGCAGAGGUAGUCUGUGGGGAGCUUGGCUGUGGGGCUCCUGCAGCUCUACAGGGGGGCUCUAUGGAGAAGGUGAGGGUCAGACCUGGGAUAAAGAGUUCCAGUGUAAAGGCAAAGAGUCCCUUCUCCUGGACUGUGACACCUCAGACAGAGAAAACAACACCUGUCUACCUGGUAAUGCUGUUGGACUCACCUGCUCAGAGCCUGAUGAUGUGAGGCUGGUGGGAGGAGGCAGUCGCUGUGCUGGUGGAGUGGAGCGGUACUACCAGGGAGAGUGGAGAAUUGUGGGAGCUUCCUG